AGAUGAACUUCGUCGGGGAUGGAUACUAUAAACUCAAUCGACGUCUCUUGUUAUCAGUUGGCUUAUGGCCGUAUGAGCGUUCAAUCUACAAGUACUGUCAAAUAAUACUUUGUAACAUUAUUGUAAUAAUCACGACGAUUUGCGAGAUUGCGAAAUUGAUGUCAUUAAAACAAAAUGAUGUCAUGCUAAAAGUUCUCUCUCCUAUCAUAAUUUGCUUCAUUUAUAUAAUAAAAUAUCAAACGUUUUGUAUUGUCGCUAGAAAGAUAAGAUAUCUCAUGGAUCAUGUAGAAGAAGAUUGGAAUAUGCUUAAAGAUAAAAAAGAAUUAGAGAUCAUAGAAAAGUACACUUACAUUGGAAGUAUGUGCACUUUGAGUUUGACAAUACUGGGUUUUGUGGGUGUGUUAAUUUAUCUUUUCGUGCCGUUGAUACCAAACAUCCUCGACAUCAUUGCGCCAUUGAACAUCUCGCGUCAACGACAAUUCAUAUUUCCGGGAGAGUUCUUUGUCGAUCAGCAAAAGUUUUUUUAUGCAAUUUUAUUACAACUAGACAUUACAAUAGGCAUAAUAAUCACUACUUUGAUAGGCACUGAAUCGUUGUACGUAACAUACGUACAACAUGCUUGCGCAAUGUUUCAAAUUGCCAGUUAUCGGAUGGAUCAAGCAUUCAAUGAUAAGUUUUUACAAGGUUACACAUCUGAAAAACAACCAAUCAUCAUUUGCAAAAGGAUAAUUGAAGCUAUACGCAUUCACAAAAGAGCUCUCGAGUUUUCCGAAUCCCUGUGGUCUACUCUGGCGAUAUCAUACAGCAUUCUUCUUAUAAUCGGUAUUACAUCUCUAAUUAUUCAUCUUUUCUGUCUUUUUCAAGCAGUUCUGUAUGUAAAGAAAAUUGAUGAAAUCGUAACAUUAAUUUUAUUUACCUUUGGUCACAUUUUGUACUUGUUCUUGGGUAACUACGUUGGUCAAAUUUUAAUAGAUCACAGCGCUGGUAUUUUUCAGAACACAUACGUCAUACGAUGGCAAGGCGCACCUUUACAAGCACAAAAAUUAUUGCCAAUUAUAAUGCAAAGAAGUAUGAGAAGUUGCAAGAUGGUCGUGGGCGGAAUGUUUGUUCCAUCAUUAGAAGGCUUUGCAACGCUUAUGAGCACGACUCUGUCGUAUUUUACGGUACUCUGGUCAGUACAGAAAUAAUGCUAUUAAAAAAAAAUUUUUUUAUAACAUAAGUUGUAGUCAACUCUG
Molecule: messenger RNA, 1235 nt
Organism: Temnothorax curvispinosus
Lineage: Eukaryota; Metazoa; Arthropoda; Insecta; Hymenoptera; Formicidae
Exons: 9
Coding region: 3-1187 (394 amino acids)
Biological process (GO): detection of chemical stimulus involved in sensory perception of smell; sensory perception of smell
Cellular component (GO): plasma membrane
Molecular function (GO): odorant binding; olfactory receptor activity
Source: RefSeq, a predicted model, not a curated record